Messenger RNA from Aspergillus alliaceus, 2916 nucleotides. Its product is annotated as putative DNA repair protein Rad4. The record is from RefSeq and is a predicted model, not a curated record. The transcript has 4 exons. Gene Ontology annotation, cellular component: XPC complex; nucleotide-excision repair factor 2 complex; cytoplasm. NCBI's taxonomy places the organism in Eukaryota, Fungi, Ascomycota, Eurotiomycetes, Eurotiales, Aspergillaceae. Gene Ontology annotation, molecular function: damaged DNA binding; single-stranded DNA binding. Bases 1 to 2916 code for a protein of 971 amino acids. Gene Ontology annotation, biological process: mismatch repair; nucleotide-excision repair.
AUGCCCCGUAUAACUCGUGCACGUUCCAAGAAGACUGGUCGCCAGCCAAGAGAGCGCGAAGGACAAGAUAAUGAAAUACCAGAAGUGUACCGUGAGAUGCUGGCUGAGGCCGAAGCUCGAGCUCCUCAUGAUCUAGAAAAUGAUCGACCAAUCAAAAAGCGAAAAGUACAAGGGGAAUCACAAGUACCUUACACUCCUUCGCAGAUCGCAAAAACAGAAGUUCAAUCUCCAUCAAUGAAAGAAGAGAAUGUCCACUCGCAUGUACAAACUGUGUAUGACUCUCCUAGCUCCGAUGAAUCGGAAAUGGAGUGGGAAGAAGUUGAUAUUCAGCAAACACCUGCUGCUCUCACCCCGCAAGUGCCUUUUUCCGAAGGGGAGAAUGAGAUCAUACAGCUUACCCUUGACCAGCAUCAGGACCAGAAGCGGAAGGUAAUUAGGAGGCGUAAACCAGUUACGGCAGCUGAGAAAGCGCUGAGGCUGCAAGCACAUAAAGUUCAUUUACUCUGUCUUUUGUCUCAUGUCCAGUUACGGAAUCUGUGGUGCAACGAUGAAGAGAUUCAGGGGUUUCUCAAGAAAAUGUUAUCAAGGCGUGUGAUCUCGCUCCUGAAUCCAUCACCGGACCAGCCGCAGUAUACAAGGUCGACAACGUUCAUUGACGGACUCAAUCAGGCCAGUGAUGCUUUUUUAAAGAGGUUUAGAGUUGUUAAGCCAGGUUUGAAACGACCUCAUUGGGCAGAAGAUCCUACUUCGUUGAAACAAAGAGUGGAUGAUAUUAUGUCAGAUGCAGAGGUCUUCUUAUCAAAGGAAGACUUUCGAAAACAAGCUAAGACAAUGCAAGGUUCUCGCGAUUUUGGUGCCCAGCUGUUCUGUGCCUUACUGCGUUCCGCAGCUGUGGAAGCGAGGCUUGUCUGUUCAUUGCAACCACUGCCGUUUUCUGGGACAACCAAACAAAUGGCACCUAUUAAGCCGGAACGGCAAAUCAUCGUUAUCUCGUCGGAUGAUCAUUAUACAUCUACAGACGAUUUGGCUAAAUCAGGGGCAUCCCCAACACCCCCGAGGACGAGAAGACUUGGUCGGCCGCAAUUCAAACCAUCAAAACCCCCGAAGAGCUUCACUGCUAGUACACGCCCUAGUACCCGAGAAUCAUCUUACCCUGUAUUCUGGGUCGAGGCCUUCAACGAGGCGGUGCAGAAGUGGAUUCCAGUUGACCCGUUGGUGACAAAGUCUCUUGCAAAGUCGUUCAAAUUUGAGCCGCCAUCAAGUGACCCGUAUAAUAGUAUGAGUUACGUUAUUGCGUUUGAGGAUGACGCCUCGGCACGAGAUGUCACUCGCCGGUACUCAAAGGCAUUCAAUGCCAAAACACGCAAACUACGCGUAGAGUCUACUAAGAAUGGUGAGGGAUGGUGGGCGAGGGUAAUGCAAUUCUACGAAAAGCCCGUCCUAGAGGACCGUGACGAAGUGGAAAUUAGCGAGCUUACAGCCAAGAUUGCUGCUGAGCCUAUGCCCCGGAAUAUGCAGGACUUUAAGGACCAUCCUAUCUACGCGCUUGAGCGACACCUUCGCCGCCAUGAAAUCAUCUUGCCAAAACGUGUAGUUGGUCAUGUUAGCGUUGGAAGAUCAGGGUCAAAAAAAGAAAUUUUGGAACCUGUCUAUCGCCGCUCUGAUGUUCACGCUUUACGAAGUGCGAAUAAGUGGUUUCGGUUGGGCCGUGAUAUAAAGUUCGGUGAGCAGCCGUUGAAGCGUAUUCCAUCCUAUAAACAUAGAGCCGUGAAUAUUGAGGAGGAUGGGGACACUGAACAGCACGCGGAAACUGCGCUAUACGCUUAUUUUCAAACAGCCCUCUAUAAGCCGCCACCCGUUGUUCAAGGGAGAGUUCCAAAAAAUGAAUUCAAAAACCUAGAUAUCUACGUGCCGAGCAUGGUUCCGGCUGGAGGAGUCCAUAUCAAGCACCCUGAUGCUAGCCGCGCCGCUAAACUUCUAGGUAUUGACUAUGCGGAUGCCGUAACGGGCUUUGAUUUCAAAGGACGUCAUGGAACAGCCGUACUUCAAGGGGUUGUCAUUGCUAAUGAAUACAGUGAGGCAUUAAAUGAGGUUUUGGACUGUCUGGAGGACCAAAAUCUACAGGCUGAGCUAGAGCAGAAAUCGGCCGAAGCACUUCGGCUCUGGAAGCACUUUUUGCUUAGACUGCGCAUCGCAGAAAGAGUCAAAAGCUACGCGGUUGAAGGAGAUGAUGCCGAUGAUGAAGAAAGCGCUGCGCCAAGUGACAAUGACUUUGGUGACGCAGAAGAGACUGGCGGUGGGUUUAUCCCUGAAUCAAAUCAGGGAGCUGUUACUUCACAGACAGAGGUGGAUCGUGAGGAGCUCUCAGCGCAAAAGGUCGCCCAAGAAUGCCUCUUUGAACGUCACACUGCGACCGUCACUAAGGACUAUGAUACUCUUGGUGGAGGUUUUAUCCCUGAUGAGGGCGAAACUCAUCUAAAGACCACAAAAACUCCGAUUUACGGAGCGGUAGAUGCUCCCCGAUACACAGAUAGAGAAGAGCAGUCUCUCUAUUCACUUAUUGUCGUCUCUGAUGAUGCGAAUACUGCGAAUAUCACGGCUCCCUACAAAGGUGGCAUAAUAUCCCACAAAGCCUCAUCCCCCGACCCAAUAGUUAAGGAACGCUCCCAGGAUGAAGACCGAGGAGUUCCCGGAGGUGGUUCAUCAAACCCGCCUCUCUUAGUGGAGUCGUCAGCUGCUGCAGACACGCCUCCUGCUAGUGUUGAGGUCAUUUCUCGACCUACUUCACCAAUGCAGUCACGUAUUGUAUCUCCUUUAUCUUCGGAUAAAGGGUCAAGAAGUAAUGAUGAAGGAUCCUUGCUAUCGCAUGACCCAGAAGAUGAAGAUGCAAUUCCCGAGUGGCUUAUGUCUGAUUAA